This is a messenger RNA of Falco peregrinus (peregrine falcon), 6137 nucleotides long. It is a transcript of the gene CDS2, whose product is annotated as CDP-diacylglycerol synthase 2. The transcript is spliced from 13 exons. Gene Ontology annotation, molecular function: phosphatidate cytidylyltransferase activity. Gene Ontology annotation, cellular component: endoplasmic reticulum membrane. Bases 16 to 1551 code for a protein of 511 amino acids. The record is from RefSeq and is a predicted model, not a curated record. Lineage: Eukaryota; Metazoa; Chordata; Aves; Falconiformes; Falconidae.
UUGCGCUCGCCCAUCAUGGCGCCGGCGGGCGCACAUCCGGGUACACCUGGGCGGAACCAGGCUGGCGUUAAACCCCGCCCCCGCACGCAUCCUCCGCCGCUGAUUGGGCGGCGGCGGUGCCGCUCUGCGCUCCCCCGCCCCCUGGCGGCAGUGGCAGUGGCGGCGGCGGCGGCGGAGCGCGGCGGCCGCGGGAGCGGGGCCGCUAUGAGCGAGCUGCGGCAGCGGCUCGGCCGGGAGCCCGGCGGGGCGCGGGAGGCCGAGGAGAAGGAGUCGGAGUCAGAGAACAAGCUGGAUGGAGAGACGGCGUCAGACAGUGAAAGCAAAUCCGAAUUCGGAGGAUCGCCCGCAGUGCCGACAUCAGAUGACACCCCAGAGGUCCUGAACAGAGCUCUCUCCAACCUGUCCUCAAGAUGGAAGAACUGGUGGGUAAGAGGCAUCCUCACGCUGGCAAUGAUUACCUUCUUCUUCAUCAUCAUCUACUUGGGACCCAUGGUCUUAAUGACAAUAGUGAUGUGUGUCCAGAUCAAAUGUUUCCACGAGAUUAUCACUAUUGGCUAUAACGUGUACCACUCGUAUGACCUACCCUGGUUCAGGACGCUCAGCUGGUACUUCCUGCUCUGCGUAAACUACUUUUUCUACGGUGAGACUGUGACAGAUUAUUUCUUCACCCUGGUUCAGAGAGAGGAGCCCCUGCGAAUUCUCAGCAAAUACCACCGCUUCAUUUCUUUUGCCCUAUACUUGACAGGUUUCUGCAUGUUUGUCUUGAGUCUGGUGAAGAAACACUAUCGCCUCCAGUUCUACAUGUUUGGAUGGACCCACGUGACGUUGCUCAUUGUUGUUACCCAGUCGCACCUCAUUAUUCACAACCUGUUUGAAGGAAUGAUAUGGUUCAUCGUCCCAAUUUCCUGUGUGAUCUGCAAUGACAUCAUGGCGUACAUGUUCGGGUUCUUCUUUGGCCGCACGCCACUCAUCAAGCUCUCCCCAAAGAAGACCUGGGAGGGUUUUAUUGGAGGAUUUUUUGCCACCGUUUUGUUUGGAUUGCUGCUGUCCUACGUGAUGUCUGGGUACCGGUGCUUCACCUGUCCGGUGGAGUUCAACAAUGACACCAACAGCUUCACAGUGGACUGUGAGCCGUCCGAGCUGUUCCAGCUGCAGGAAUACAACAUCCCCUUGGUGCUGCAGUCUGUGGUGGGCUGGAAGACAGUCCGGAUGUACCCCUUCCAAAUCCACAGCAUCGCACUGUCUACUUUUGCCUCCCUCAUCGGGCCGUUCGGAGGCUUCUUUGCUAGUGGAUUUAAGAGAGCCUUCAAAAUCAAGGACUUUGCCAACACAAUCCCAGGGCAUGGAGGUAUCAUGGACCGCUUUGACUGUCAGUACCUGAUGGCUACCUUUGUUAACGUGUACAUCGCGAGCUUUAUCAGAGGUCCUAACCCAAGCAAACUGAUCCAGCAGUUCUUAACCUUGCGGCCGGACCAACAGCUCCACAUUUUCAACACACUAAAAGCACACCUUGUUGACAAGGGUAUGUUAGGUAGUUUGGAGGAUGCAUAGACAGACGGGCAAUUGGAACAGGACUGAAAACAGACAAGCCUCCUCGAGGAAAUUCCUGGCUUGCCUGCUUUAAGACAAUAACAAGGCCUCAUUUCACUGUAACUUUUCUUCCUUUCUUGGUAAAUGUUUGCAUUUGUGGGUUUUUUUUAAUAAUAUAUAGCUUUGGUUCAAAUGAGCAAAUCUUGGGUUUGUAGCUGAAAAGGAGUUAAGGCUCGGAAGGACAGUUGGGUGAAGUAGGAGGGUACAGGUGUCCUCGUGGUCUGUUCUUAACCUUUGAUGCAUGUGGGCAGAGCUGAACCUUUCCUGGGAGCGUGUUGCUGCAGGGAACACACCGAGCGUUGUCUGUGCAGCCACCUCUGCGCGUGGAAGCCAGCAGGGAAGGUGAAGCCCUGCGGCUCCCCUGGCCGCUGUGCCAGGCUGCGUUCAGGGUGGCGGCUCUGGGGACCAUCAUUUUUCCCGGUGGGAACUGUGAAUGCAAUGUUAAUUUUCCCAGAAAGCCCCGUUUAUGCCUGUGUGUGGUCUCCUUGCAGACUGUGUGAGGAGCACAAGGCUCCGUAAAUUGGAAGAGGAUCUUGUACCAGUCCAGCCACAUUUCCUCUGCCCAGCCAGGCACAUGCAUCUAUUUUCACUUGCUGUUUUUUUGCAGUGCCUCUCACAUUCCCAUUCCCCCCUUAUGGCUGAGAUUUUUGCUAAUAAGAUUUUUAUACCAAUUAUACCAGAAAUAGACUGGGGACAAGGAGUCAAGAAACUGGCAGUUGCUUGUGGGAAUGUGGGAGGUUCAGAUUGCUGCAAAACUGAAUCAAGCAAAUAGGUUUUAAGGAACAUCGGAGUUUCAUUGAGUAAUUCCUGCCAAGUAAGAACAACCCUUUAAAUAAGCUGGUUCAUUUUCCCCCCCAUCAAAUAACCUUUAAGAAACACUGAACCACACUUUUUCAUUUCUAGAUGGUUGGAAACCCCACACUGGGAUAAUUUAAUCAAUUUGGGGAGCAGUUUCCUACCUGUUUGUGGGGGGGGGGGGGGGGCGGUUUCUGAAGUUUGCUGGCUGGUGCUGUCAGCUGGGUAUUUCAUUUUUCUUUCAGGGAUCAUGUCUAUCACCUGUUUGUUACUUGAGUUCUAGAUGUCAUGCUGCUGAAUUUAUCGUGGUCUGUGUUGCAUUUCAGUCUGGAUUCAUUGACCUGCAGGCUUCUGUCCUGCUUCGCUUACUAAAUCUUGUCAAAAAUAGUUUGUACUUAAUAGUUGCAAGUUUUAUUGAAGUACUUUCCUUUAUUUUGUCAUACUUUUUUAUUAUUUAAAAAUGAGACCCCUAAAGAUUGUAAAACUUUUUUUAGUGAUCAGAUAGUGAAAAUAUCCCCAGUUUACACCUUAUGCAAUGUUCCCAAACACAAGGUGACUCUCAUUUUACUUAUUUCUAUAGUUUGUGCAUGGGAGAGAGAAACUUUACCUUAUUUUAACCUGGGGAACGAGUGACAGGGAAAGAUAACACAGAAGUACAUUGCUGUUCUCGAACAGCUGCUGACCGAAACCACCCUUGCUAUACAGACACAUGUACAUGCUGCAAGCUAGCUAAGCAUCGACAGAAAAUAAACCACCUGAAAAUAGCUGUAGUUCAUAUUCUGAUUCUGCCAUUGCUUUAAUUUACCCUGAGUAAGUGAGAAAGCGCGCGCGCGCGUAUUACAUUAACAGCUACCAACUUCUCUCUUACCUUUCUGUAGGACUCGGUGUGGUAAGCUCUGCUUCUGGUAAGCUCUGCUUCAUCUUCUUAAACAGGAACCGCAGGGCAGAAGCUUGUGCCCAUUGUACUGCAAAAAGAGGUGUUUGAUCGAAAGCACAGAUUGCAGAGGAGAAGGGUCUGUUCCCACAAGUAUUUCAGCAUGGUGUGGGCAAAGUUGCUGGCUUCUGGCAGGAGUCAGGGCUGCUCCAAUGGAGCCAGUUCAGCAUGGCCUGUGGUUAGUGCCAGUGGUGUGUAUAGUGGCUUUCCUGGACUAGUCGCAGAGGCUGUGCCCUUCCAGCUUGAAUUAGGCAGGGAUUUAUUGUCUGGCAACCUAGAGGAUACUGGUCCAAGCCCUUAAUUUGAAAACUGGAGGGGAAACUUAAGGUGCUUCCAUCUUGCUUUGCCCAGGGAGAAAUAUUUGGUCUGCUUUCCAUGACAGUUUGGCUGAGUUUAGCUAAGCAAAGUGAGGGCACCUGCAAGGAGUAUCUGGGCUGGGAAUAGGUGUGGAAGUGACAGGGUUUUGUGUAGUCCCUGAAAAGUAGUUUGCCCUGUGGGGUCAGACAGGCUGGUGCUUUUCUGGAUUCUCCCUGCCCGUUGCCAGCAUUUGCCAAAAUCCCUUGUAGUGCACUGUCGGGUCGUGUCAGUCAGCAGAAGAAGCUCUAGUGUUGAUGAGAAUUUUUUCAUAUGGGUCUUUAGCCUCCCCCUUAUCUUGCUUUAAACCUUUUGUACCUCUUUAGUUGUAAUUAGCGGGGCAAAAACUGAACAUGAAGCCUUUUCUGCGUGCUUUUGAAGUAGCACUUGGGCUUUUUGGGGGGUGCAGUGCUGGAUGCGGACACUGGAGGGCAAAGCAAGUGCAUUUAGUGGCUUCCCAGGGCUGGGAGAGGAGCAGCAGCAGCAACAGCAACAGUGCGUGUGGGCGGCUUUCCCGAGGGCUUGCAGCUUUAUCCUUGCUUCCUUCCCAGCGGUGCGGUAAAAGGGUGGGCUUCCAAGCCUGUUUUGAUCCUCAAGGGUAAAGCUACAUGGAAAGGGUUUAGCAUCCUGCGCUGAAGUUCAGUAAACUGAACGGGAGCAGUGCAUCCAUUUGUGAAAUGGAGGAGGGAGAUGGGGGUGGUUACGAUUAUUUGCAAGCCGGACGGCUGAACUUGGUGAGAAAUGCUGGUGAGCACUGGAUCACAGCCUCCGUCAGGCUGAGAGCUGUGGCUGGCAAAACCACUUCUGCACCUCUGGUAUGAAUAUAUGUGAUAGCACUCCUCGGCUCUCAGUGGCAGCAUGCUGUCGGGGGAGCGUUUGAUGGGUUUUCCUCAUGGGCCCAGCCUGCGAGUGGCUUUUACUUGCUGUAGAUAUUUCAAGUUAGAGGAAACGAAAAGCUGAUGAUACCGUCUUUGGCUGUCCCUAAAGGAGUUAACUGUGAUGCCCAGGGAUGUGUAGCAAGACACAUCACACCUCUUUUCAUUGCAUUAAACCUCGCAGGACCUUGGGCAGGCAGCAGCUCUCACAAGGAUUUAGGUUUGGAGUGAGGCAGACGUAGCCCGUGCUGCUGGAGAGGCCAGGCUGCCCUGCCACCAGGGGUGGCUUGCUGAGGCGAUGUGGGGAUGCUCAUGAGAAGUUUCUUCAGCUGCAGGGCUCAGGCUCGGCAUUGCACAAUAGGUUUUGUUCACAGUGGGCUCCACGACCGGAGUUCUUCCUGCUUGUGGCCAGCAAGAGGGAAAUAACUGCGAGAGCAGGCUGGCAGGGGGGGAGGUGCUGCAUCAGCUGGCACGUGGGCUUGGGUCGGAAGGGAGGGAAGAGCAGGGUUUGGCCGCUGUGAAGCUUAGGGGGGUACGACUGCUGCCUGGCAGGGGACAGGCUGCUGUGGGAGCCACCUCGUCACGAGCCGGUGCCGUUUCUCCGGUUGGUGUGGACCGAGCGGGAUGUGAGUGUAUUUGAUAAGCAAAGGGAUGGCACGUGGCUAGAAAGCUGCUGGCUGUCCUGGUGAGGGGACUGACCAUUUGUGACGUUUGUUUGCUGGUGGGUGAUUUAGCGAUGUGGGGUCAGCCGCUGGUUUGACCCACGGUCUGAGCAGCACGGCUGGGCUCGCUCGGCAUAGAUGUGCAUGAUCUGAUAGGAAUUUGCUUCUCCAAGUCUGGUUGUAGCCCAAAUCAGUUUGCAGAUCACGUGCAUGGCCAGACUGGCCUGCAGCGCUCAGCAAAACAUUAAACCCUAGUUUCUGCAUACGGUGUCAUGCCCUGUGCUGGUCAGCAUGUAUGAUUUAGGUGUUCUUUGGGGUGGGGGCUCAGAAGUCUGCAGAUUCUGAUCUGAAGGGGCAGCUGUUGCCUGGGGUUUAUGGUACCUGUGCGGCUCGUGAAGCUGGAAAUCCUGUAGCGUCAGCUAAUGCUUGGCACCAGGUUGUGAGGUGCUGGUACCUUAUAUCCCAGGGUAUGUCUCCUGCUUCUGACGUGUGCAGCGAGUUCCCCCAAGCGUCGUUGCCGUGGGAUCCUGGCGUCUCUUCCUUCCCUGCCUCCUCUAACCGGCUCUGUAUGAUAGGAGGGCAAAGCUGAGUGGGAAGCACCUGUAUGGCCCAUCCGGACCCUCCUGGGGCAGGUGUUUGUCGCAGAAAGCAUCAUGUGAGAGCUCCUGUGGUUCCUGCCCUCUGUAGCCAGCCCAGGAGUUGCAUUUUGUACUGCUGUAAUCUUUGUGUGCUCCUGUUCUCCAGACCUGAUGUGUUUCUACCAUCUGCUUUUUUCUCUGUGCAUUGUUAUUUUGAUUAAUGUUUUAGCUACACAUGUAGAGUUGCCUUUCUUUGACCGAAUGUCCGAAUGUGAUAUAUUGUAUAUUUUAAAGUAUUUACCCUAUUUAUAUACUAUAUGUUACUGUUAAAUAAAUAUAAGUUCCAUUA